Messenger RNA from Pseudomyrmex gracilis, 4174 nucleotides. It is a transcript of the gene Eps-15, whose product is annotated as epidermal growth factor receptor substrate 15-like 1. Gene Ontology annotation, cellular component: plasma membrane; cytoplasm; clathrin coat of coated pit. Bases 327 to 3434 code for a protein of 1035 amino acids. The transcript has 14 exons. NCBI's taxonomy places the organism in Eukaryota, Metazoa, Arthropoda, Insecta, Hymenoptera, Formicidae. The record is from RefSeq and is a predicted model, not a curated record. Gene Ontology annotation, molecular function: calcium ion binding; cadherin binding. Gene Ontology annotation, biological process: endocytosis; endosomal transport.
CUCUGGUAUUACGGUUAACGUCAGUUAGCGUUUAGUACAGUAGAUAGCAGUAUAUCGCAAGCGGUUUUGUAUAUAUAUUGUAAAAUACAUUCGACGUUUAAUCUGCUUUGUGCGAGAAAAACAACAAAGAUAACAUUUCUGUUUACCCUCGCAAUUGUCGCGCGAUUAUUUUAUUUUGUCGAACGAAAAACCCGAAAGAAAUGAUUCCGACACUUCGUUGGAACACUUGAAACACGUUUUCGACGAUGUUAAAUGAAAUAGUCAAAUUCUCGUAUGUAUGUUAUCGAUUGAGAUUCUGAUUGGUUAAGCCAGUGUUUAAUGCAAGUAUGGCCGCUCUGCCGUCACCUACGCAGGUAGCUGGAAGCCAUACCGCAAUAUAUGAAGCUUAUUACAAUCAGGUUGAUCCAAAUGGAUACGGAAGAAUUGAGGCAAUGGAUGCUGCGAGAUUUCUUAAGAAAUCCCAGCUGAGUGAUGUAAUUCUAAGUAAAAUAUGGGAUAUGGCAGAUCCGCAAUCGCGUGGAUCAUUAGAUAAAUCUGGUUUGUUUGUUGCUUUGAAGCUAUGUGCUUUAGCUCAAACUGGAAAAGAUUUAAACAUGUCCAAUUUGAGUCUUGAACUACCACCACCAAAAAUGGGAGAUAUCCCAGUUAUUCCACAAAAGACUGUCACAAAUGCUCUGCCUGUUAUUAAAUCCAUCAAUAGUGGAGAUUGGUCAAUAACUCCUACGGAACGUGCGAAAUAUGAUCAACUGUUCGAUAGCCUACAGCCAGCCAAUGGAUACAUAUCUGGAAACAAAGUAAAAGGUGUUCUCAUGGAUAGCAAACUUCCUUUAGACACUUUAGGAAAGAUUUGGGAUCUCGCUGACAUGGACAAGGAUGGUAUGCUGGAUAGACAUGAAUUUGUAGUUGCCAUGCAUCUCGUAUAUAAAGCGUUAGAAAAAUAUGCAAUACCAAGUGUACUUCCACCAGAAUUAAUGCCACCUGGUAAGAGAAAAGAUAUCGUUAAUAAGCCUAAAUCUCCUAUAAGGAAUAUAUCGGCAUCGCCAUCACCACAACCACCGCCAAUUCCACCCUUACCAAACACAAUGACUGUAAAGAGUCUGAGUGGACUCGACGAUGCAAAAAAGAACGUACAGUGGGUAGUUUCUGCUGAAGAUCAAAUAGCUGCGGAAAAAUUGUUUUUACAAGCUGACUUGGACAGAGAUGGAUAUGUCUCGGGUAUAGAAAUCAAAGAUGUCUUCCUACAAAGUGGACUUCCGCACACCGUAUUAGCUCACAUAUGGGGCCUGUGUGAUACUUGUCAAACUGGGAAGCUGAAUAAGGAACAAUUUGCCAUAGCAAUGUGGCUCAUCAAGCAGAAACUUAACGGUAUAGAUCCUCCAGCAGAAUUGACUCCCGAAAUGACACCGCCUUCUCUACGAAAAACUGGAGAAACUAUUGUGGAGAACAAUAACAUAUCAGGUUACUCAAAUCCAGAAUUAGAUAUGAUCAGUAAAGACAUAGCGGAGCUUGUACGCGAAAGACAAAGUAUGGAGCAGGAUAUAGCGCAGAAGGAAGCUGACAUUAAAAUAAAAAACGGAGAGAUUAAGAGCCUUCAAAGUGAAUUGGACACCCUCGCGGCAACCUUAAAACAACUCGGAAAUCAGAAGGGUGAGGCGCAGAAGAGAUUAAAUGACUUGAAAGCGCAGAAGGCUGAAGUAGAUAGGAAUUUGAGUGAAGUCGAAGAGAAGAUUCAGGAGGAACUGAAGAAGGUCGAUAAACUCCGUCAACAAGCCGAGGAGCAAGAAUCGGUAUUGCGAACCCAAGAAGAGGAACUCAAUCUCAAACGACAAGAACUCGAGGGAUUGCGACAAGAAGAGCAGCAAUUGGAACAGCAGCAGAACAAAAACAGGGACCAACUAAAUGAACUGACGAAAAAAUUGCAGGACACUCAGCUAGAGAUUUGUCAAGCGAAGGCGAAAAUCACUCAUUUGCAGGAACAGCAACGUCAAAUGAGCGACGCUAUUGCGCUUUACGAUUCCGCUCUCGCUGCAGGGGACGUCAAUCUUGUACCUGAUACUAGUCUACAGUUCGUACCCGAGUUUGAAGACGAAUACGAAACGAAGAAUGCGGAUGAAAACAAGGAGGAAGCAAAGACAGAUGCUUUUUCGAAUGCAACUGAUGCAUUCGAAAAAGAUGGAUUUGGAGAACAAGAUCCUUUUGCAACAAAUAAAGCCAAAGAAGCGUUCAGCGCAUCUGCAGCUGAUCCAUUUGAAAGCGCAUUUUCUGCGCAACCGUCUAAUACUGGUUUCGAGGCGGAUCCUUUCACUGCGUUCGAUCGUCCUAAUGUAACAACGAAGCAAGAUCCUUUCGAUCCGUUCGGAAAUGGGAAACGAAACGAUACGAAAUUAUCUACAACUACGAACUCGAAGGAUCCAUUCGGGGACGAUCCCUUCGCGAAUCUUCACGCUCCUCCGCGCCCCGAGAGCCCGAGUCCUGCUCUUCCACCGAAAAAGGCAAAGCAACCGCCACCGCGACCAGCUCCGCCACGACCUAGUCAAGGUCCCACCGGCCCGUUAAGAGCGGCGCCGGCUCCCCCAACGCCUUCACCUACUCCUGAUCCGUUUACAAACGCAAACUCGGAUCCAUUUAGUGCUCAGCAAACAACGAUGGAUAAUAAUAAUAGUUUCACCUCUUCCACCGGAUUUGCCGAUUUCGCCAAUUUUGAUUCCAAGCCGGAUGCAACGCUUAAUCGAACGACUCCACCGAGACCGACGACUAGAACCUACGUACCUCUAUUGGCGCAACCGAAGCUGUCAGAUUUCACGGAGGAUCCUUUCCGGGACUACCGUUACGAGGAUCCCUUCAAUAUAUCGGAUCCGUUCGCCGAUCAAACGGAAGAUGUGAACGCGAACAAAAGCAGCGGAACGGACAAAACGGAUCCCUUCGGGUUCGAAACAACUUUCUCGGGUAAAAAUGUUUCGACAACUAAAGCUUUCGACAACAAUUUCACUUACUCGCUCGACAAGACGAAGAUCGAGGGAAGCAACGUGAAUAAGUUCAAUGCCGAUUUUGGGAAAGCGUUUUCCGUCGACAACAAGAACAUCAAAGACGUCGAAGCUAAUUUUUCCCACACGUUUGCGAACAUUAAGACAAAACCUAUUGAUCUCGAUGAAGCGUUUUCGACUAAGAACACAAAAACCUUCGCAAAGCACGUGUCAGACGUAGCUCAUAUAAAAACUAAUAAUACAUAUAAAGACCAGAAGCUUCCGAGCGAUUUUGACAAAAUGUGGAACGGCAAUAAUGUCACUAAUUUAUCGGAGGAGGAGCAACUAGCUUGGGCGGCGAAACAGAGCAUAAGAGCGGAAGAGGAGAGACUUAAGCGUCAAGAAAAGGAGGAUGCCGAGUUAGCUCUCGCUAUCGAACUGAGUCGACAAGGAAAAUCAGAGAACAUUUGAGCUCUCCGGAUCGGUACGUUAUUUCUUAUGUUACAUUACCAUCUAUUGCUAGUACUAUCAUACGAGUAGUAAACGAAAUGAAGUCGCAAGUUAUCAAAUUGACAAUAAUGUCAGAUGCGGAUACAAGAGAAAAAUUGUUUUGGACGUUAUUGUGUCUCGGCUGUUUUUCUUUUGUUAGUCGUAUAUGUAAGAGAGUGUUCAUGUGUUUUUCUGUAUAUUUAAAAAAAGUUUGUGAAAUUACAAUCAACGGAUUUGGUUUCUCUUCGUUUUAUUUUUUUUUUUAGAUAUUGAAUUUUUAUUUUAGAUAUUUUUUUUUUAGAAAUUAAAUCUUGAUUUUCUAUCAAUUUUCCGUGAUCGAACGUGCACACAAUUUCUUCUUUGAAAAUACGAGCUGUGAAAACUGUGAAACGUCGAGCGCGAAAACAUUGAGAGUCAUAAAUUACACGAAAUGCGAUCUACGUGAUUUCUUAUCUUUUUAUGCGAUUUGUAUGUUAUCACAAAUGUGCUUUUUAUUGAAAUAAUUAAUUUUCAUUGUUUGUUCUUCUAUUUACAAUAUUACGGUACAUGAUUGAUAAUAAAAAAAAAACGUAUCAUACGUAUCAACGUGAGAAUUUUGUUUUAAAAGCGUUAUUUGAUUGAUAAAAAUAAACGGUAACACACAAUAUCCUCAAGUACAUUAUAUAUUAAUAUAUAUACAUUAUAUAUUGAUAUAUAUAUAUACACAUUAUAUGUAUUGUAUG